Labeo rohita (rohu) is the source of this 509-nucleotide messenger RNA. Its product is annotated as synapse differentiation-inducing gene protein 1-like. NCBI's taxonomy places the organism in Eukaryota, Metazoa, Chordata, Actinopteri, Cypriniformes, Cyprinidae. The transcript has 2 exons. Gene Ontology annotation, cellular component: membrane. Bases 14 to 484 code for a protein of 156 amino acids. The record is from RefSeq and is a predicted model, not a curated record.
AAUAAUCAGAAGAAUGGAUCUUAGCCAGUCUUUAAAUCAGCCUCCAGGGGCCGACGAUUCAUUUGAGAAAUCAGGGAUGCCUGCAGCUGCACCACCAGAAUACCAGCACAAUCCUGCUGGAUAUCUUCCCUCCUUUCCAAGCCAGCCAGUCCCCUUGGGCCCCUAUGCCCAGGACCCGUAUCCAGGAGAGACUGUGGUCACUGUGCAGCCUGCAGCUUAUGUGACUGCCACCCCACUGGCCAGUCCAGUGCCAGAGUACUUGGCCUACUCCAUCUUCAUCAUGCUGUGCUGCUGUUUUCCUCUGGGCAUUGCUGCGCUGAUUUUCUCAUCCUCCACUCGAGAGGCCAACUACUCAGGACAGCGAGAAUUAGCAGAGAAGAACUCCAAAACGGCACGCACCCUGAAUCAUAUCGGCCUUGGUAUUGGCCUCAGUCUCAUUGUAUUGAUUAUUAUCAUCCAGAUUGGGAUUUGGAGUAUUAGAUAAAAGCUGUUAGAGCUGACAUGAUUGG